Molecule: messenger RNA, 4551 nt
Organism: Myotis myotis
Lineage: Eukaryota; Metazoa; Chordata; Mammalia; Chiroptera; Vespertilionidae
Gene: SHISA7
Product: shisa family member 7
Exons: 6
Coding region: 18-2102 (694 amino acids)
Biological process (GO): regulation of short-term neuronal synaptic plasticity; regulation of AMPA receptor activity
Cellular component (GO): dendritic spine membrane; postsynaptic density; postsynaptic membrane
Source: RefSeq, a predicted model, not a curated record
UCGCGGAAUAAACACCGAUGUGGCUGUGGACCGAACCAUUCUUGGGUCUGGGGGGUGCCCCAGGGGCGACGGGGGGCUGCGGGCGGCGGGGAGAAGGGUCCCCAGCAGGUGGAGAGGGGGAGGUGCCUCUUCUCAGCUGCCAGCGGGCGCCAGGAAAAGGCGAGGGCUGGCCCCAUCACAGCUGCUCGGGAAAGAAGUGCCGGCAGGGUCGCCCGCGCGCCGCCAGCCGCCCCCCCGCCAGCGCGCACGCCCAGCCCGGCGGCUGCAGACACGCGCUCGCGCUGCCUCCCCCGGCCGGCCCCCCACGCCGCCGCCACCCCAGAAUCCCCAAGGGUCCCGCAUCGGAAAGUGAGCCUCGGUUCUCCGCUCAGCCUGGCGGCCCCGUCCAGCCUCCUGCGCACCCCAUGCCGGCCCUCCUGCUCCUCGGGACCCUCCUGCUCCUGGCCUCCGCCGCCGGCCAGGCCAGGGCGCGCCCGUCCAACGCCACGAGCGCCGAGCCCCCGGGCCCGCUGCCGGCCCUGCUGGCGCACCUGCGGCGCCUGACCGGGGCCUUGACGGGCGGCGGGGGCGCGGCGGGCGCGGGCGCCAAUGGCACGAGGACGAGCCCCGCGGGCGCGGCGGCGCGGGCGCCCCCUCCGGCCGAGCUCUGCCACGGCUACUACGACGUCAUGGGCCAGUACGACGCCACCUUCAACUGCAGCACCGGCUCCUACCGCUUCUGCUGCGGCACCUGCCACUACCGCUUCUGCUGCGAGCACCGCCACAUGCGCCUGGCGCAGGCCUCCUGCUCCAACUACGACACGCCGCGCUGGGCCACCACGCCGCCGCCCAUGGGCGGGGGCGCCGGGGGCGCCGGGGGUGCGGGCGGGGGCCCCGGGCCCGGCCAGGCCGGGUGGCUGGAAGGGGGCCGGGCAGGGGGCAACGGGAUGCGUGGGGGCGAGGGCCCCGGGGGCAGCACGGCCUACGUCGUGUGCGGGGUCAUCAGCUUCGCCCUGGCCGUGGGCGUCGGAGCCAAAGUGGCCUUCAGCAAGGCGUCCCGUGCGCCCAGGGCGCACCGGGAUAUCAACGUGCCCAGGUGUGUGCGAGAUCCGGCAGAAGGGGCUCUGGUGGACAUCCUGAGGCAUCAGGCGGGACCCGGGACCCGCCCGGACCGGGCACGGAGCAGCUCCUUGACCCCGGGGGUCGGGGGUCCUGACAGUAUGGCCCCGAGGACACCCAAGAACCUCUACAACACCAUGAAGCCCUCCAAUCUCGAUAACCUGCACCACAACUACCUGCACCUCAACGUCAACAGCCCCAAGCACCACGCCACCACGCUGGACUGGAGGGCCGCCCCACCUCCCAGCCCCAACUUGCAUUACUCCACGCUGUCCUGCUCUCGGUCUUUCCACAACCUCUCGCAUCUGCCCCCGUCCUACGAGGCUGCUGUGAAAUCCGAGCUCAACCGCUACUCCUCCCUCAAGAGGCUGGCCGAGAAGGACCUGGACGAGGCGUACCUGAAGCGCUGGCACCUGGGGGAGGUGCCCCGCGGGACGCUGCCCCUGCACACGCUGCGGCGGCCGGGCACCGGCGGCGGCUACCGCCUGGACGGCUGGGGCGGCGCCGAGGAGCUGGGCCUGGCGCCCGCGCCCCACCCGCGGCGGGUCAUGUCCCAGGAGCACCUGCUGGGCGACGGCGGCCGCUCGCGCUACGAGUUCACGCUGCCGCGCGCGCGCCUGGUGUCGCAGGAGCACCUGCUGCUGUCGUCGCCCGAGGCCCUGCGCCAGAGCCGCGAGCACCUGCUGUCGCCCCCGCGCAGCCCCGGGCUGCCCCCCGAGCCCGCCGCCCGCGCCGGCCUGGCCGCCUCGCACUCCAACCUGCUGCUGGGGCCCGGGGGCCCCCCCACGCCGCUGCACGGGCUGCCGCCGCCCGGCCUGCACGCGCACCACCACCACCUGCACGCGGCGCAGCCCGCCUGGCUGGCGGACGCGGGCGGCGGGGGCGCGCUGGCCGGCCGGCCGCCCUUCCAGCGCCAGGGCACCCUGGAGCAGCUGCAGUUCAUCCCCGGCCACCACCUGCCGCAGCACCUGCGCACGGCCAGCAAGAACGAGGUGACUGUCUGAGGCCGGCGGGCGGGGUGAGGCCUGGCGGGGGCCCUCCCCUCCCCCCUCGGCCCGGAUCCCCCGACACACCCCAGGGGCCCGGACCAGAUCCGCCUGCGGCCCUGGCGGCUGCCUCUGAUGACACUGCUUUGAAUGAACCCGUCAUGGAGACCAGGCCUAGAAUGUCACAGAUGAGAUCCCUCCUCCUAUGUCACUGUUUGAGGCAAGACCUCCUUCCCAUGACGUCAUCACGGAGGAAGAGGCUUGCCGGUGAGGUCGUCACUGGCCCAGGCCAAACCUUCCCAGGAGGCCAUCACAGGGGAAGAGGCCCGCCCCGAGGUCAUCGCUAGAGGCCAUAUUCCUGAUGUCAUCACAGACUUCCUUCUUGUGAUGUCCUGGCAGAGACAAUGUCUUGUCCUAUGGCGUCAUCCCUGGAGACAACGAUUCCUUCCUGUGAUGUCAAUUCAGAGACAAGUCUCGCCCUUAUGACAUCAUCUCUGGCACCCAAAGGCCUCUUUUGACACCAUCGUCCGCAGGAAAAUCCCUUCCUCCAGAGAAGAGGCCUCUGUCCACGAUGUCAUCCCUGCAGACAAAGCCAUGUUGCUGGGACGCGCUGCGGGGGAAGCCUCGCCAAGUGUGUCCUCCCUCGACAGAAGGCCUCCUUUCCGCGACAUCAUCACAGGGACUCCGCCUCCUUCCUGUGAUGCUAUCACCAGAGAAGGUGCCUUGCCCGAUGACAUCAUCUGAGGGACCGUGCCUCUCCCAGGGGGUCCGUCACCAGAGCUGAGAGCCCUUCGGUGGUCACCACCAGACCCCGCGGGCUCUGAGGGGCCACUGCUGCCGCCACGUCACGAGAAGGCAGGGCGUGCCCGGAGUCCGGGAGAAAGGGCCCUGUCCUGAGACGUCACCAGGGGCCUGCGGUCGCUGGGGAGGCUGCCCAGCUAGCGGUCUCCCCGGAGGUGAUGGUCUGUCUACAGGCGGUUUGCAGUGAGGACCCCCACUCCCGCCUGAGGCCGGUGCCAAUGCGAUGAUGUCAUCACCAGAGACACUGCCCGUUCUGGAGGGUCAUCACUUGUGAUGGUGUCACCAGUCUCUGCCCUGUCCCACCGUGACCUCCCCGGGCCCCAGUGACAUGCGCUGCGGGGUCCCCACCAGACACUCCCGCUAAAGGGAGGCUGGGCUGGGGUCCCGGCCUUGUGCAGUGCUGUCACCUCCUGCGUGACUCCCGGAGGCCGGCGCCCCCAGGCUGGCUUCUGUUCUCCAGGAGGCUCCUCUGGCCCCCAGCCUCUUGGAGUCCGGAGACUCAGAGGUGUCCCAAAGGCCUGUGUCACUCUCUCUGCCACCCUAGAGACAUCAUGGCUUCUGUCAACAGGUCCUGGCCUCCUGCUGGGGCCGGGGCGGGUGGGGGUGCCUGCUACUUAUCUUACUAAUGACAUCAUCGCACCACAGGACUCCCCCACUCAUGAUGGCAUUGCGCCUGGGGUCCAGUGCGCACCAUGCCUGAUGAUGACAUCAUUCCCUGUGACCUAUGGUCUCUUCGUCUCCCAGGAUGCACCACACCUAUGGUAUCAUCCUCUUCCAGGAUUUACCAUGACCGUGUAGGGUCACCUUCCCCACAGCUUGCCCAUGGCCAGUGGUGUCACCAUCUUCCAUGAGUCUCCACAACCACUGUGUCAUCAUCCCCGCGGAUUCUCCACGGCUGCUGGGGUCGUCACCUCCAAGAGUUCACCAUGACCAGUGACGUCACUGCCUUCCAGAACCCACUGUGGCUGACGGCAGCAUCCUCUCCCAAGACCCGCUAGUCCCCAUAGUUGUGGUGUCACCAACUUGCAGGAUCCACAUCAACCAUGAUGUCCUCAUGCCCCAGAACCCACCCUAGCCAUGGUGUCACCACCUCCCAGGAUACACUGCAGUCAUGGUGUCACCCCCACAGCACCGUGAGAGUCAGGAGUGUCCCAGGACCCAUGAACCCCAAUAGUGUCAUCUCCCAGGACCCAUUUCAACCAUGGUGUCAUCAUUUACUGGGAUCCACCAUAAUCAUGACACCCUUUCCCAGGAUCCAGAAAGCCCAAUGGUGUCAUCACUUCCCAGGAUCCACCACAACCCUGACAUCAUCUCCCAGGAUCCACCACAACCAUGCCAUCAUCUCCCAGCAUCCACCACAGCCAUGCCAUCAUCUCCCAGGACCCACCACAGCCAUGGCAUCAUCUCCCAGGAUCCACCACAGCCAUACCAUCAUCUCCCAGGACCCACCACAGCCAUGCCAUCAUCUCCCAGGAUCCACCACAGCCAUGGCAUCAUCUCCCAGGAUCCACCACAGCCAUCCCAUCAUCUCCCAGGAUCCACCACAGCCAUGACAUCAUCUCCCAGGAUCCACCACAGCCAUACCAUCAUCUCCCAGGAUCCACCACAGCCAUGCCAUCAUCUCCCAGGAUCCACCACAGCCAUGGCAUCAUCUCCCAGGAUCCAC